Clonostachys rhizophaga is the source of this 591-nucleotide messenger RNA. The record is from the annotation of a GenBank genome assembly. NCBI's taxonomy places the organism in Eukaryota, Fungi, Ascomycota, Sordariomycetes, Hypocreales, Bionectriaceae.
AUGUCAAUUAUCCAGCAACACACCAGCGCCACGCUGAGCGACGCAUGGCGCACGAUCGACAUUGACGCCCUCACCGAGGAGUCCAGCGUCAACUUCGACACCUCGACCCUCCGCCCCCCGCAACCAGAGAUUACCGAGGCGGAGGUGCGGCAGCUUGCGGGUCAGGUUAGGCAGCUCCUCCGCGGAGGCGACACCGAGGGCGCCCUGAGGGGGUGCUUGGAUACACCGGUCUACAAUGGAACUGAUGGUGCAAAGGAUGCGCACCUGCAAACCAUCCUCGAGGUUCUGCAGUCGAUCAAGGCGAGCGAGAUGAGCCCUUUGCUCAAGAGCAUCUACGGUUCCGAGGGCGGAAGCGAGGCACUCGAUGUGCUCGUCAAGUAUAUCUACAAAGGAAUGGGAGGAGGAGCCAACGGAGCUAGCAAGGUUACGCCUCAGUCGACUGGUGGAUUCAGCCAGUUUGCCUCACGACCAGGAACCACCGAACCCGCUGCUGCGGCGAUGAGCGUUUUGCUGAGCUGGCACGAGAAGGUCGUGGAAGUUGCUGGUCUGGGCUGCAUUACCCGCACAAUGACGGAUUGGAGGAGGGUGUAG